UGGAGUAUGUCUUAAGAAUCUUGACAUUAAGUAGACAACUAUAAACAAGCAAAAAUGGUUUCCCGAAGGUUUUUCUUCACUUUCUUUUGUCUCUUUGCAACGUUAAUCGCAGUUGCUAAAGGAAACGACAACAACAGAAAGCUGUUGACAAGUUACCGGCCACAAUAUUCUCCUCCUCUAUCUCCGGUUUAUCGUUAUCCUGUUGCUCCUCCUACUCCAGUCUAUAAAACUCCUGUUGCUCCUCCUACUCCAGUCUAUAAACCUCCUGUUGCUCCUCCUACUCCGGUUUAUAAAUCUCCAGUUGCUGUUCCUCCUCCUUCUCCUAAACCACAAGCCGCCUACUACUACAGGAGGUCUCCACCACCACCACCCUCUAGACAUGGAAGGGUGUAUCCACCUCCUCCUUCCAAACCAUGGUGGUGGUAUUUGAGGCGUUAAAAAGCGUGCGAGUGGCUGAUGGAUUGUUAUCUGAAAGUGCAUUCAUGUUGUCUUAACUUUAUUUUGACGUUUCUCAGUUUGCCAAAAUUUCUCCAUUUUCUGUUUUGUGUUUUUUUGUAGUGUGACUGAAGCUUCUUCGUUUAUUAUUUGUAUAUUCCAAAACUUGUUGACUAAAUAUCUAAUGUCCAGUCUUCGUUUAUGUUUUAAGGACUUCAUAUACAAAUUCUUAAAAGAGAUGUAAUACAUAAACCACAUUUGACUUGCAUCAAAACAAAUUUCCUAUAAAGAAUCAAGAUUGAAUGUAAUGUUCAUCUACCUCUAAUGACGUAUAGCUUACAAUACUAUUCACCAUACGUUACAUAUGGGGGCAUCUUUGUGUGGGGUAGUUCACUGUGUGAGAUUGCGAAAGGUGUGCAUCUUCGGGAAACGCUCAUGCAUGGACCCAACCAUUGACGCAAGAGUGUGAAGACGGGCAUGAUACAUCGUCAGAGUGCAUGCAGAAUGGAGGGAAACGGUGAAGAGUUUGAAGACGGGAAGGAUGUGUCACUAACCAUUGAGAACGUUUUUUCCGGAAAGGACGUGAUUCCCAUGGAGCUACUGGAUGAGCGCCACCAAGGAAGAAGAUAGGUGACAAAAAUGGAGGGGAAGCCGCAAAAGACAUUUAGUCAGGCUAGAGAGAACAAAGAUUAUUUCAAUUUGGAAAAAGCCAAACAAAAGAGUACACAAAUAAACAAUGGCGAUGAGAGAAAAGAAUAACCACCCCAAAAUUCUCACUUGCAUACAAAGACAAAAACUCCAAAAAUCGAGAGACUUUCCUUCUGUUUUAGUUUCUCGUAAAAGCACCAAAAACUUCACUCUCCCAAAUCCCAAAAAGCCAGCACCAAACCUUUGUGUUUUUGGGGAAUCGUUCCCCAAUUCACAUUCUUUUCACUAACAAUCCCUCCUUCCUAAUAUACAUUUCAUUUCAUAACUUAUGAAGGAUAGAUAGACCCAUUCAUCAUCCCUCCCCACCAAAAAAAAA
This is a messenger RNA of Brassica rapa (field mustard), 1459 nucleotides long. RefSeq names its product repetitive proline-rich cell wall protein 2. Lineage: Eukaryota; Viridiplantae; Streptophyta; Magnoliopsida; Brassicales; Brassicaceae. The record is from RefSeq and is a predicted model, not a curated record.